UGCAAGCGAAGGAAGAGCUGUACUACAGAAGCUUUCUCAAUUAUGCAGCCUUCUUCAUUCUGCUGGUGUUUGCAGAUGCAUAAGCUAUUAUAACUGAGCCGAAACAUGUCCAGGGAGGAAAAGAAAAGCAUUGCUAUCAGCAAAGAGGAGGGCACUGGAGCUCAAAUACUACAUGGUUUCAUCCAUGCCAGAUAAAGUUGGGAGGCAAUCUCUUCUAAAGGAUUGUGAUUAAAAAACACGGCAGACUUGUUUGGGUCUACAAAGAGAGUGCAAAAUUUCAGUAUGGAAUGCUAACUCUCUUUUUGUAUUGUGAUUUUUGUGAAAUCUGGAGGAGAUAAUUUUUUAACAUACUGAAGUUUGUCUUUAAAUACAAGAAGAUGGCUACAUAUUGGAAUUGUUUCAUACUGGGCUUGAUGGCUGCAUUAAAAGAAUUCAUUGUAAAAGCUGAGGUAUAUUCAGGUGACACAAUUACUGCAGAGGAACAGAUCUAUAUUCUUCUACGAGCUAAAAUACAAUGUGAACUCAAUAUCACCAUCCUGCUGCAGGAAGAAGGAUUAGAAGGAGGCUGUUUUCCAGAAUGGGAUGGAUUGGUUUGUUGGCCAAGAGGAAUACCUGGGAAAAUACUUGCUGUUCCUUGCCCUUCGUAUGUGUAUGACUUUAAUCACAGAGGAAUGGUAUAUAGAAGGUGCAAUAUAAAUGGAACAUGGGACUUUGUACAAAACUCUAAUAGAUCAUUUUCUAACUAUUCUGAAUGUAUCCGCUUUCUGGAGCCUGAGAUGAGUCAUGGCAAAAGGGAGUUUUUUGAACGGCUUUAUGUUAUGUACACAGUGGGAUAUUCUAUUUCUUUCUGUUCUUUAGCUAUUGCUAUUUUCAUCAUUGGUUAUUUCAGGAGAUUGCACUGUACCAGGAAUUACAUGCAUAUGCAUUUAUUUGUCUCAUUUAUGCUGAGAGCUGCCAGCAUUUUUAUUAAGGACAAAGUGGUUCACACUCAUAUAGGAGUAAAGGAAUUAGAUGCUAUGCUCAUGGGGGACAUUAAGAGCAUCAUGAUGACUCCAAUGCUGGAUAAAUCACAAUAUGUUGGAUGUAAGAUUGCUGUUGUAAUGUUUAUUUAUUUCUUGGCUACAAAUUACUAUUGGAUACUGGUUGAAGGACUCUACCUGCACAGCCUGAUAUUUGUAGCAUUCUUUUCAGAUACUAAAUACUUAUGGGGUUUCACGCUAAUAGGCUGGGGUUUCCCAGCUGUAUUUGUAACAGUGUGGGCAGUGGUCCGUGCCACAUUAGCAGAUGCAAGACGUCCAGGACCGGUUUCCGGGACGGUGAGGUUCCAGCAGCCCUUUCUAGACCACGCGUCCCCCAGAGAUCUGGGAUCAAAGCUGAUUACGGUGUUGUGCCUGGGACACAACACGCUCAGAUGCUGGGAGCUAAGUGCUGGAGAGAUCAAGUGGAUUUACCAAGUGCCCAUAUUAACAGCUAUUGGGAUAAAUUUCAUUCUGUUCUUAAAUACAGUGAGAGUUCUUGCCACAAAAAUCUGGGAAUCAAAUGCAGUUGGUUAUGAUGCCAGGAAACAAUACAGGAAGCUGGCAAAAUCCACAUUAGUUCUUAUACUGGUCUUUGGCGUCCAUUAUAUUGUUUUUGUGUGUUUACCGCACACAUUUACCGGCUUGGCCUGGGAAAUUCGAAUGCACUUUGAACUGUUCUUCAACUCAUUUCAGGGUUUUUUUGUAUCAAUAAUCUAUUGUUACUGCAAUGGAGAGGUACAAACAGAAAUAAAAAAAACUUGGACUAGAUGGAAUCUUGCAUUUGACUGGAAAAGCACAACACACUGUGGUAACUUCAGGUAUGGUUCAGUUCUGACAAAUAUGACCCACAGCACUAGCAGUCACUCACAAAUGGUAGCAAGCUCUCGUAUGGUAUUGAUCUCCAGCAAAGUCAGUAGAAGUGUUGGCAAACCAAUCGAAGGACAUAUGAAUUUGCCUGGUUAUGUUAGAAGUAAUUCAGAUCAAGAAUGUUUACCUCAGUGGAUCCAAGAAGAGGCCAAUGAGGAUGAUGAGAAACAGGUCGAUGAUAUAUCUUUAAAGGAGACAUUACGGCCACUACAAAUGAACACAAAGGCAGAGAUCAACAGAAAUCAUCUGGAAGAAACGCUAUAAUUAAAGGUUUCAAAAUGACUCAAGGGAUAUUUUACUUAAGACUUGUACUUUGCCUCCUUUUUUAUGUUGUUAUUAUUUUUGCAGAUAGUGUCUAACGUUUGUAAAUUGUUAGACGUGUCCUGCAUAGACUGGGAUUAGGCACAAUUACAAUUGCUUAAACUGGAAAAUAAAAAGAGAGUAAAAUAAAGACAAACCUGCUUUAAAUAUGACAAUCUUUUCUCUGACUACAAUUAUACAUCUGGGUUAGCAAUGCUGUAUUUUCAUUGCUUAAAAUAAAAUGCUGAAUUAAAUGUUAAAUCAUUCCAAUUACAAACAUAUUUUAUAUAAUAGAAAUAGAGAAAUGUCUGCAGAUAUAUGAGCACAACAAAUAACUGAAUACUUAUAUUCUGCUUAGAUAGAACUGUUUUAAUAGAGACAAGACAGAUAAUAAUCAUUCAUUUCCCAUCUAUGCUGGGCAGAAGAUCAAUGUGGCAACCUGUUGCAGAGAACAUUCAGGAAGACAACAUCAUCUCUCUACUGUGCCUGUUAUUGCCAUGUAGACUGAGAAAACACACUGGUAUCAUUUUGACAGUGUUACCACAGAAUUAUAUUCCCCUUCUUUUACUCCUAGGU
This is a messenger RNA of Hyla sarda, 2762 nucleotides long. RefSeq names its product parathyroid hormone 2 receptor (gene PTH2R). Gene Ontology annotation, molecular function: peptide hormone binding; G protein-coupled peptide receptor activity; parathyroid hormone receptor activity. The record is from RefSeq and is a predicted model, not a curated record. Gene Ontology annotation, biological process: cell surface receptor signaling pathway; adenylate cyclase-modulating G protein-coupled receptor signaling pathway. The coding region runs from base 378 to 2150 and encodes 590 amino acids. Gene Ontology annotation, cellular component: plasma membrane. Lineage: Eukaryota; Metazoa; Chordata; Amphibia; Anura; Hylidae. The transcript is spliced from 14 exons.